Molecule: messenger RNA, 714 nt
Organism: Peronospora belbahrii
Lineage: Eukaryota; Oomycota; Peronosporomycetes; Peronosporales; Peronosporaceae
Source: the annotation of a GenBank genome assembly
AUGGCAGACACGCAGACAGCGAUCCCAAUGGGUUCAUUUGAUUCUGACAAUGAGGAGCCUGAAGAAGAGGAUACGUGCAGACAUAUCGUAACUAGCGGUAUAAGCGGUGCUCUGAUCGUCAAGUCAUCACCACUUCAAAUGCCCGUGGCGGUCGAUGCUGGUAUGUCGAAGCAACACCCGACCAAUGCCGAGCUCGUGUACCCGUGGCAGCACAAAAAUUUAAGUGCAGUUAGUAUCAUUAGUGAGCCGUCUAUGACGAUGUCGACGGCGCUCUUACCUAGCAGCCUACCAAACAUGAAGAAUAACGUGUGCUGUGGAGUGAAUUCGCCACUAGGGUAUGGCACCAACGUAGAGAUGCAGCGCAGACAUUCAAUUUUGCGCAUGAGCGCGAACAAGACUUGUAGUAGCCACGGGUUAAGGAAAAGUGCAUCCGUGGAGUUUGAAUUCGACCACACACGUCAGCAGGCAAUGCAUAGUAUUUAUGCUAGUACGUCCUCUGUGGGACGAGAGCCACGGCGUUUAACAUUUGAAGAGAAAGCAGAGCUAUACCGGAUUCGCCCUGAUCUAGAAAUCGGUCCAUUUCCUUUUUAUUACGAAAAAGUUGCCGAGCUGAAGCGCAGGAAUCGGCGGCGCAUCGUUUUUGCCAUGUUUGGUGGCAUGAUCUCGCUUGUGUUGCUACUCCUCUUUUUUUCCAUGUGGGAGUACAACGAUUGA